This is a messenger RNA of Diaporthe amygdali, 1785 nucleotides long. RefSeq lists its product as uncharacterized. The coding region runs from base 1 to 1785 and encodes 594 amino acids. NCBI's taxonomy places the organism in Eukaryota, Fungi, Ascomycota, Sordariomycetes, Diaporthales, Diaporthaceae. The transcript is spliced from 8 exons. The record is from RefSeq and is a predicted model, not a curated record.
AUGCCUAAGACCAUUGCACCUAGAAGACACGAGCUGGAUAGCGCUGUAUCCGAGCCCGACAAGCUCAAUGUCGUGCAAAAGAUCGUCGCGCUCACUUGCGGCCAAGAUCAGCAAAUACCAGUGCUCGUACUCACCUUCUCCACAGCCCUUAUGGUCCUUGCGACCUUGUCAUCGCCUUCAGUCUCAGUUCCUGUUGAGCCGCGGGCGAACUUUGAUGCGCCUGCAGGAGGCGACGUCACUAUCCUCAACUAUGCUCUGACACUUGAGUAUCUCGAGCGAAAGUUUUAUCAGCAGGGUCUGGCAAACUACACCGAAACCGACUUCAAGAAGGCUGGGUUUUCCAAGGAUUUCUACAAGAACCUUAAGGAGAUAUACUUUGAUGAGCAGACACACGUCACGUUCCUCGCAGGUGCGCUCGGUAAUGCCUCCAUCAAGGAGCCUUCCUUUGCUUUCCCUAGCAAGGAUGCCAAGUCCUUCGUGCAGCUUGCCUCGGUCCUCGAAGGCGUCGGCGUCUCUGCGUACUUGGGUGCAGCAGCGGCCAUUGCCAACAAGGCGUACCUCACAGCAGCCGGCUCAAUUCUUACAGUCGAGUCGCGCCACUCGUCCUACGUCCGUGCUGCUCUGGACGAAUCACCCUUCCCCAAGCCGUUCGACACCCCGCUCGACUUCAACGCUGUCUACAGCUUGGCUGCUGGCUUUAUCACCGGUUUUGCACCUGGAACUCCCGCGCUACCAUUCAAGGCCUUCCCAUCUUUGACUGUCCAGGCGAGCAAGAAGGGGUACGUUGCGGGCAAGUCGUCCGUGACUUUCACUGGCGCAUAUGCGUCGGCGUGUCAGGCUGGCUUGGUGCAGGGAACGACACCAGUGUAUGCUGUGUUCUACUCAGGCCUGGACACUUAUUACACGCCUGCGGUGAUUGCUCAGAAUGGCAAAGACUAUACAAUUAGUGCUAUUCCAGGCGGAAAUGCCACCGCGGGACUGCUGCCUCCAACUGGUCAGGUCUAUGUGGUGCUUAGCACUGCUGAUGGCACCAAGGUUAAAGUCGCGGACGAAAACACCAUCUCUGGUGUUGGUAUUCUGGAGAUUACAUCCAACCAAUGCAUGAUAGAUGACAUGGACAUUGAUCGAAUCAGGAGGCCGAGAGACGUGGCCUUCGUUCGGGAAAGCGGGUCGUCGGCCGCAAUGGAGAGGGGCUCCUUAAUGAUAUUUGCGGUUUCCGGCGCAGGACCAAGUUUCCGUGUGCAAUCUGGUGUGGCCAAAAUUGCGGUUCUGGGGAAAAGUGGUUCAGACGCCAAGCAGAUGUCAUCCCUUUAUGGUGGGCGCUUGCGGCUCAAGAGGCUAGGAGCUUUUAUCAGCCAAGCAAAGCCAAGCGCCCCAUAUUGUAACAGGACGGUCUCGUCAAGCAACGAUAUCUCAAGUGGAUCUUCUCGCUUGAACGCCACACCUUCGAGUAAUCUGGUACCGCGCCUCCGAAGUCUCCUUGAAAAUCGUGGUUUCAACGAACUGAUCACCGCGGACCGCGAUUCUACAAAUCUCGGCAUGCAUCCGAGCGCAAACCUAGAUGCAGUCAAGCAUAUCGAGCAAGCCUUGUGGAAAUCGGAGCCGACAAUUGUACGGGACCAGCCGAGCCGUGGAAGCGAGCAAAUGGAUUUCAGUAGGACGAAGGAGUUGCCCUUACCCCCUACCCAUGUCAUGAGUUCGCCUCAACUUCGUCUCGGAUUCGCAGCCAAGAUCUAUCAGCCCCCAAGCUGUUUCCAUAUGCGACGACUGCAGUUCACACCAUGA